Labrus mixtus (cuckoo wrasse) is the source of this 2522-nucleotide messenger RNA. It is a transcript of the gene cdhr5b, whose product is annotated as cadherin-related family member 5b. The transcript is spliced from 15 exons. The record is from RefSeq and is a predicted model, not a curated record. Gene Ontology annotation, cellular component: plasma membrane; catenin complex; adherens junction. Gene Ontology annotation, molecular function: cadherin binding; calcium ion binding. NCBI's taxonomy places the organism in Eukaryota, Metazoa, Chordata, Actinopteri, Labriformes, Labridae. The coding region runs from base 70 to 2454 and encodes 794 amino acids. Gene Ontology annotation, biological process: multicellular organism development; homophilic cell-cell adhesion; adherens junction organization.
UAAAGCCGAGCAGAUAAGCAGAAAACACAGAGACAGAGGACGAUCAGUUCAGACAUUACAGUCGGAGACAUGGAGGGGAUUUAUUCACAAUUCACUGUGAGGACGUGUUUCAGCUUUUUACUUCUGAUUCUGCUCCAAACAUCCACUGAGGCCCAGAUUUGUUCUGCUCCUCUAAACGUUGAUUUUGCAGAAAACCAGGCGGCUGGUGUUGAUGUUGUGACAAUCACUGCCCAAUCAACGAUAACCCUCGCUUUCACAUCGCCAGCCACUGACAACCCAUUCAGGCUCGAAGGACACAAGUUGAAAUCCAAUAGGGUGUUUGACCUUGAGUCGGAGACGGAAUCGAAAAUUCAUACAGUCAACAUCGCCUGCACUGACCCCGCCUCCAGCAUUACGGUAAAACCAUCCACUCAGUAUAUUAUAAACAAUAUAAUGAAGUCAAUAACAAAAUAUGUGUCUCUUGGUUUCCAGUUGGGCAUCGUCAUUGUUGUAAUUCUGAAGGAUGUGAAUGAUAAUCCUCCAACCUUUGAUAUGAACCCCUACAAUAUCACCGUCGAAGAGAUGUCUCCUGUAGACAAAUCAGUGGGCAACUUCCCUGCCAUAGAUUUAGACGAAACUUCAGAAAUCUUCUACUCACUGACGUCGGACUCGAAUGCAUUCAAACUAGCGUCUUCUAGAAGCGCUGUUCUCCUCGUUGAGACACCUCUGGAAUACGACAAAGUCAAAAAUGUCCAGCUGAUAUUAAGAGCCCAGGACACACCGUUGACAGGAGGAAGUGGCGGUGUUUCUCACACUGCUACCACCACCAUCAAUGUUGCCAUCACGGAUGUGGAUAACAGACCGCCGUGGUUCCAGCCAUGCACCAUGCACAACAUGGACGGGACUCUGAUCUGCCAGAGCGCAGGCUACACCGGGAGGGUUGUCUUAAAUGAACAAGAGAUUGGUGCAUUGCCCCUGAAACCAGGACCACUUAAGGCCAUCGAUGGAGACUCUGGGAUAAAUGAGGAGAUAACAUAUUCCUUUGUGGGCGGAGAAGAUGGUGGCGGUCUAUUUGCAAUAGACUUAAACACAGGACUCAUCACCAUGCUGAAGCCGGCCGACGUGGUGGGGACAAUCAGUCUGACUGUGCUGGCUGCCCAGAAGACGAACAGAUUUCAGUUUGCGACCACUUCUGUCACAAUAAGUGUUCAGGUGAAGAGUCUCCACGCUCCACGGUUUCAAAGGCCUCAGUAUGAAGCUGUCGUCUCUUCAGUGGGGGCCAUGGCGAUGGACUCCAACAACACAGACGAUCUGCUGCACAUCCUCGCCACAGACGAUGACUACAUUGCCGCUGGGGGUCUAAAUCCCUACAUCACCUACUCCAUAACUGGCAGCACUGAUUUCUCGGUUAUUAACGGAUAUUUAUUCAUGACUAAGCAGCUCGCAGACUCCACAUUGUCUCUGCAGAUCGUGGCUACAGAUACAUCUAAUGACGAGACAGCUGUAGCUCAGCUGUCAAUGGAGGUGAAAUCAGGUCUCACCACCACCAGUUUACCUCUGAGCACUACAGACAGUACGGCCACGCCGUCUGUAGGGGAAUCAACCACAAACAGCCAGACCACUGAAGAUACCGUGCCAACCACCAACCCCGCCACAACUGGCCAAAGCACCAUCUCCGUCACUUCCUCCAGUGUGACCAGUGAGGGAGGCAUCUCGACAGCCAGCUCACCUCACCCUGCAACAGUGAUCAUACCGUCUGGUGGCUAUGGGCCAGCAGACAUGGCAGCGCUUGGUGCAACGCUGGGUGUCCUUCUGUUCAUCUGUCUGGUUGUCAUCGUGGUAUUUGCCCUUCGCAUCCAGAGGGAAAAAACAGACUGGAAAAAGAUCCAUGAAACCAGCACGUUCCGAAGCACAAUGGGUCAAGGUUCAGGCAGUCCAAAGGAGGGUAUGCAGUACACCAAUGACGCCUUCAUUGACGAUGAAGGCGGAGACAGCCCAGAGGUGGGAAAGAAGAUGGCGGGCGAAGAGCCACAGAAAGCUUCUGGGGACUUAAUGCUUGAAGAAGCCAUUGUGAAGUCCACAGUGCCGCUCCAUGCCCUUUUGGGUGGCGAUGCCAUCCAGGAAGAGUCAGACAAGGACGACAACGAUAAGGAGAUGAAGCCCAUCCUGACCAGAGAGAAACGCAUGGAUGACGGGUACAAAUCAGUCUGGUUUAAGGAGGACAUUGAUCCAGACGCCAAAGAGGAGGUGGUGAUUAUCCCAGACAGCAGAGAGGACGACAGCGAGGACGAAGAAGAGGAAGAACAGUCAUCCAGCAGCAGAGAAGAGAACGACGACGAUGACGAUGACAACCUCGGCGUGAAAACCCCAAGAGUAGUCUUCAACGAUGCAGAUCUUGACAGUGGACUUGGUGUGAGGAUCGAGGAUCCAGCAGAGGACUCAGAGGGGGGAGAGAGGGUGACUUAUGAUCUGUGAAAUAGGCACUAAAUGGGACACGAGAGCACACAGCUGGAGCCACCUAUAAUCAAAUUGUAAAUCUUGUU